GGAUUUGUCUGAAGACGGGUAUGGAAAGAAAACUAAUAACACGUCGGAAAACCCACAAGACUUCCUGUAGCCCGCGUAGCUGAAACCGUAGCUUCUUAAACGAGUUAUUAUUAGUUUCUUUUGAAGGAGGUUUAGGUAUGAAUACGGUUUUAUCGAGGGCGAACUCGCUGUUCGCCUUUUCUCUGAGUGUAAUGGCGGCUCUGACUUUCGGCUGCUUCAUCACCACAGCGUUCAGAGACAGAAGCGUUCCGGUGAAUAUCCACGUCUCCAGAGUGCUCCUAAAAAAUGUGGACGACUUCACAGGACCAAGAGAAAGGAGUGAUUUGGGUUUCGUGACCUUUGACCUUUCUGUUGAUCUAAAGCCGAUAUUCGACUGGAACGUAAAGGAGCUCUUCCUCUAUCUGUCUGCUGAAUAUUCAACCAAAAGCAAUGCAUUGAACCAGGUGGUCCUAUGGGACAAGAUCGUUCUGAGAGGAGAAAACACCAAACUUGACCUGAAGGAUAUGAAGUCCGAUUACUACUUCUUUGAUGAUGGAAAUGGCCUGAGGGCGAAUAAGAACGUGACUCUGACUCUCUCCUGGAACGUGGUGCCGAACGCUGGGAUCUUGCCGUUGGUCAUGGGCUCGGGUCACAUCUCAGUGCCGUUCCCCGAGUCGUACGAAAGCACCAGAAGCUACUGAACCGUCCUGAGCCAUCUUCAUCACCGCUGUGCACUGCUGUGGGUUUUAAUUAAAAAAAAAAAAAAAAAAAAAAAAAAAGUACAA
Molecule: messenger RNA, 764 nt
Organism: Pangasianodon hypophthalmus (striped catfish)
Lineage: Eukaryota; Metazoa; Chordata; Actinopteri; Siluriformes; Pangasiidae
Gene: spcs3
Product: signal peptidase complex subunit 3
Exons: 5
Coding region: 138-680 (180 amino acids)
Biological process (GO): protein targeting to ER
Cellular component (GO): signal peptidase complex; membrane
Source: RefSeq, a predicted model, not a curated record